AGAAGAGAAAAAGGUAGAGACACGGAAACCCACCACAACCAAACGACCAAACCAUCAAGCCCCAACACAACAUCACUUUCCAUUGUUUUCUUGUUGUUUUUGUUCAUAAAAGACUGGACUCUUUUUCUUGAAUUCGCAUUCUCGUUGCACCCUAUUGUGGGUUCUGUCAAAGUCUGAGUCUUUGCUGGGGUUUUGAUAAACAUCAUCAACUUGAAGAAGAGAAGAGAAGAAAAAUAAUGGAAAUUGACACUAAAAGAGCGUCUGUUUCUCGUUUAUCACCAUUAGCUAAGCCUUUUAUCCUGAAGACACCCAAGAACUCAAGCUCUGCCCGUAAUUCUUCACUUCAAGAUACCAGCUUGAGCCCUUCAAGUUCAAGGCUUGCUCAGUCUUUUUCAAGUUUCAGUGUAGAAGGUGACUCCUUUUCUUGUUAUUCUCUAUACCCAUCUCGGGUUUAUCAAGGUUCAGCCGAUUUUGGUUUAUUUACUGAGUCAAAGUCAGACUUGGAUGCUCUCCCUGUAAGUAAGUCCGCUGAGCUUGGCUAUAAGGCUCACAACAGUGGUGAUCACCAAGAGAUUCUUCACUGGAAGGAUAAGCAUGGUGGCUUUUCAGUGUCUAAUGAUCACCCCACCAAACAAGGAUCUCCUACUGAAGGAUUGAAGCUGAGAGCAGAAAUAUCUGAUCAUGUGUGCAGAAAAUUCAGUGGUAUCUCUAGAAAGGAUGAUGAAGUCAGACCUAAAAGUACUAGGCAAACUGACACUCAAUAUGUCUCUUUUUCAGCGGUGACGUCAAGGCCAAUCUCUUCUAAGUUUUCAACCUCAUCAGAUCUGAACUCUUCUGCCUUAGUUCAAGAUCCUCAAAGCGGAGUUCCAGCCAUAUCUUGGAGCUCCAAUGAUCCCGACAGUGCUUCUUUUGAAAGAAGAUUGUCACAGCAACUCGAUGCAUCUACAGCCCAAGUGAAUUUUUCCCCUUCAUCAGAUAGCAAUCCUUUGCGGGCUCUAGGUUCUGAAUCAUCAGGAGCUGGUUCAAGUUAUUCGCCCUUUAAUCAUGCCUUGUCACAGAACCUAGAUUCUGGUGGAGAUGGUGGAGUCAGCAAGAGUGGCAUUUUUUGGUAUAGUCUAGCCAGUCUAGUAGAUGCUGCUGUGGAUAAAAGCAAGGAAGUUUUCCAUGAUAAAGUCCUGACAGAUAAAAGCAAAGGAAAAAGGAGCAAACCUGCCACCCAAGAGGUUAUGGAGCCCUUGUCAACGACAAAGUCUGAGCUGCAAAUCACUUGUCCUAGUCAUCCUAUCGAGUUGGCUUCAAAAUCCCCUGGUGUUAAAGAAAGUGAUCCUAUUGGAAACUCUUCUGAAAUAAUUAACGAGAAUGAUUCUGAUUUGGAUUCUCCUUGUUGGAAAGGAAAACUUAGUGCUAAUCAAUCAACCUGUGAAGUUUCUAGACCCGAUAAUUUUCAACAUCUUAAAAGUGCUCGAGGAGCUUGCAGCAAUUUAAAUCCUCUCGCGCCUCAUUUUUUCCCUAGCCGUGGCAAACAGAAAGUAAAUUACUGUGGAACUGAAUGUGAAGGAGAUGAUUAUUUGACUUUUCUGAAGACUGAAUCUUCUGCGGUUAGUUUAUUCUCCAUAGAACAUACACUACAAAAACCUGGUACAGCUGGAUCAUCUUCUUCGGAUCGGAGCAGUAUUACUGAGACACAUUGCUCUAUUGACAAUCAUGUCCACAGUAAGGAAUAUGAGCCAUUCACCAACUCUAGUAGUAGCUCCAUGCUCAGCUCAUCUUGUGUGGUUCAACCAUCCAUUUUGGAAGAUUACUUCACUUCCAGUGGCCAGCUUCUGACUAGGCAAAAGGUUGGAGGAUCUGGGAAGGUUACUGAGGAUGCAGUACCUAUUGGCUCAACUAGCGUGUCUUUGCUUGCAAGCAAACAUGUCAGGCCCAUAAGUACUAGUCAAAUUGACUCUCAACAUGUCUCGUUUUCGGCUGUGAUUUCUAGGCCAAUCUCUUCUAAGUUUUCAAUUUUAUCAGACUUGCACUCUUCUACCAUAGUUCAAGAUCCUCAAAGUGGAGCUCCAGCAAUAUCUUGGAGCUCCAAUGAUUCUGACAUUGCUUCUUUUGAAGGAAGAUUCUCAGAGCAACUCAAUGUUUGUGCAGCCAAAGGGAAUUCUUCCCCUUCAUUAGAUAGCAAUCCUUUGCAAGCUCUAGACUCUGAAUCAUCGGGAGCUGGUUCAAGUUAUUCGCCCUUUAAUCAUGCCUUGUCACAGAACCUAGAUUCUGGUGGAGAUGGUGGAGUCAGCAAGAGUGGCAUUUUUUGGUAUAGUCUAGCCAGUCUAGUAGAUGCUGCUGUGGAUAAAAGCAAGGAAGUUUUCCAUGAUAAAGUCCUGACAGAUAAAAGCAAAGGAAAAAGGAGCAAACCUGCCACCCAAGAGGUUAUGGAGCCCUUGUCAACGACAAAGUCUGAGCUGCGAAUCACUUGUCCUAGUCAUCCUAUCGAGUUGGCUUCAAAAUCCCCUGGUGUUAAAGAAAGUGAUCCUAUUGGAAACUCUUCUGAAAUAAUUAACGAGAAUGAUUCUGAUUUGGAUUCUCCUUGUUGGAAAGGAAAACUUAGUGCUAAUCAAUCAACCUGUGAAGUUUCUAGACCUGAUAAUUUUCAACAUCUUAAAAGUGCUCGAGGAGCUUGCAGCAAUUUAAAUCCUCUCGCGCCUCAUUUUUUCCCUAGCCGUGGCAAACAGAAAGUAAAUUACCGUGGAACUGAAUGUGAAGGAGAUGAUAGUUUGACUUUCCAGAAGACUGAAUCUUCUGCGGUUUGUUUAUCCUCCACAGAACGGACACUUCAAAAAACUGUUACAGCUGGAUCAUCUUCUUCAGAUCAGGGCAGUAUUACUGACACGCAUUGCUAUAUUAACAUGCAUGUUCUGAAUAAGGAAUAUGGCCAACUCACCAACUCUAAUAGUAGCUCCAUGCUUAGCUCAUCUUGUGUGGUUCAACCAUCCAUUCCGGAAGAUUACUUCAUCUCUAAUGGCCAGCUGCUGACUGGGAAAAAAGUUGGAGGAUCUGGGAAGGUUAUUGAGGAUGCAGUAUCUAUUGGCUCAACUAGUGUGUCUUUGCUUGCAAGCGAACAUGUCACCAGUUCAUCUUCCUGUAGAGUUGGUGUUUCUUCUGCUUUAAGUGAAACAUAUGGGCUUGUAACUAAGCCUUUGUGCACACAUCCAAAAUUGGAUAUUCAAAUAGUGGUUAAAACAAUAAAUCAAGUGUCAAAAUUGCUUAUGCAAAACUGCUCAUAUGAUUUAGAUUCUCUGAAUGAACAUGAACAUGAUAUAAUGAAGCGCGUUGUCUGUAAUCUUAAUGCGUGUAUCAGAAACAGGGUUCAAGAGCAUCCUCUGACUUCUGAAUAGUCAUCCUCACGCUUCAUAUUGUGUUGUGAAAGCAGCUGAUCUAAACAAGUGUUGCUUUUGAUAUCUCAUCUGGCCAUUCAUUUUUACUUGCUGAGAACCUGAAUAAUGUCUUCAGCAGUGCUGGAACAUGGAACUUCAAGCGAAAAGGGAAAAAGCUGUGAUAGUUUCCCAUGAGCUUGGCCAUCAGAAGAAAGCAUGAAAAGCAGAAGAGUUGUUCUACUGAUUUCAGGGAUAGAUUCUUGGAUUCUUUAAAGGCAAGGAAUGAAUGAUUCAAGAAAAGUGAAUACAUUAAGCAGCCAAAUCUUUGCAUUCUUUGUUGUUGAUUCAGGCCAUUGAGGAGGUUCUGGAAGGACAUCAACAACUUGAGGAAGAAGAUAACCCUCAAGUUUUGCUCUACAAGAACUCGUGGCUUGAGGCUGAAGCAGCUCUUUGUACCA
Molecule: messenger RNA, 3817 nt
Organism: Populus euphratica (Euphrates poplar)
Lineage: Eukaryota; Viridiplantae; Streptophyta; Magnoliopsida; Malpighiales; Salicaceae
Product: endochitinase A-like
Exons: 3
Coding region: 237-3380 (1047 amino acids)
Source: RefSeq, a predicted model, not a curated record